Limanda limanda (common dab) is the source of this 3027-nucleotide messenger RNA. RefSeq names its product seizure protein 6 homolog. The record is from RefSeq and is a predicted model, not a curated record. The coding region runs from base 1 to 3027 and encodes 1008 amino acids. Gene Ontology annotation, cellular component: dendritic spine; neuronal cell body; endoplasmic reticulum. Gene Ontology annotation, biological process: synapse maturation; regulation of dendrite development. Lineage: Eukaryota; Metazoa; Chordata; Actinopteri; Pleuronectiformes; Pleuronectidae. The transcript has 16 exons.
AUGUGUGGGCGACAGGACUGUCAAUUCAAGACCCUGCUCGCGGUUUUGGUUCUGGCUUCCGCCGCGGGCAAAACGCACGGGCAAGGGCCAAAUGAAAGCAGAGAUGUCAAUACCAGAGCUCCAGACAGUGACGUCUUCACACACUCACCAACACAGGACACAGAGAGCGAAGUUCACUUGGUUACCACCGCCUCACCCAUGAACAUCCCCAACCACCGGCCCGUCCUCAAGGGAAUGCUGUUUCACGAGCACCAGCUUACAAGGGACUUCCAGGGGGACCAACAUUUCUUCAUGAGGGACGGCUCUGUGGCUGGGUAUCCCACCAUGCCAGGCUCCAUGUCCGCCUUGGACGCGGGAGACGCUGCCACUCAAGUGGUGCCCCACGAGGACGCCCCUCCCUUCUCGGACAUCGCCAGCACUGCCACUCAGGCCGCCACGUCCUCAAUGACCACAUUCACUCCCACGCCGCCAAGGCCGCCCCUGUCUCUCCCUAAGGAGAAGCCCAGCGGGGUAAACAUGGCACAGCCGACAACAGACUACCUCACCACUCAAGUGACACCGAGUAACCGAGGUUCAGGCGGGGACAACCACCCAGUUGUUGAACCCUUGUCAACGAAGAUGGAGAAAGACGAAGCAAGGGAGACCCCACUAAAACACAAAAGCAGCUCUGAUCGUCCUCUAACCAAGCUAACUGAGGUGACCCGGGUAGAGGCUUCCACCACAAUGUCCACAACCAUCAUCACAACCACCACCAUCACACAAACAUCAGAGCCGUGCAGUCUGAAUUUCACAGAACCUGAGGGGAACAUCGAAAUCCUGCAGCAACUUGACUCUCGAAUGGAGUGCAACUAUUUGAUCACUGUUUACCUGGGAUACGGCAUCGAGGUCCAGGUGCUAAAUGUGAGUGUGCUGGAGGGCGAGCGGGUGACAGUGGAAGACACCGGUGGCCGGGAACCCUUCAUCCUCGCCAACGAGACGGUCCUGAUGAGGGGUCUCGUCCUGCGCAGCUGGAGCAACCAGAUCUCCCUCCGAUUCCGGAGCGACCAGCAACACAACUCUGGAUUUCUGCUGCUGCAUUACCAAGCUUAUGUGCUGAGCUGUGCAUUUCCCAAAGAGCCAGCUGGCGGGGAAGUUUCCGUGACACACCUCCAUGCCGGAGGAGAGGCCUACUUCCGCUGUCUCACCGGCUACAAGCUGCAAGGCCCCAAAAUGCUGACCUGCCGCAACGCAACGACACCUUACUGGAGUGGGAAGGAGCCCCAGUGUGUUGCAUCCUGUGGGGGGAUGAUAAAAAAUGCUACCUAUGGUCGUAUCGUCAGCCCUGGUUUCCCUGGCAACUACAGCAACAACCUGACAUGCCACUGGGUCCUGGAGGUCCCCGAAGGCCACCGGCUUCACAUUCACUUUGAGAAGGUGGCUCUGGCAGAGGAUGAUGACAGGCUGCUGAUUAAGAAUGGCAACAACAUCGACUCCCCCCCUGUGUACGACUCCUACGAGGUGGAGUAUUUGCCCAAUGAGGGUGUGCUCAGCACCGGACGCUACCUGUUCAUAGAGUUCACCACAGACGGGACAGUAACAUCCACUGGUGCAGCCAUCAGAUAUGAAGCUUUUGCCAUAGGCAUGUGCUACGAGCCCUUUGUGAAAUACGGCAACUUCAGCAGCAGCGACUCCACUUACGGCGUGGCUGCAGUGGUGGAAUUCUCGUGUGACCCCGGCUACACGCUGGAGCAAGGCUCCGUCGUGAUCGAGUGUGUGGACGCACAAAACCCUCAGUGGAAUGAAACGGAGCCCGCCUGCAGGGCUGUGUGCAGCGGCGAGAUCACCGACUCCGCCGGCGUGGUUUUGUCUCCCAAUUGGCCCGAGGCCUACGACAAGGGGCAGGACUGCAUCUGGGGCAUCCAUGUGGAAGAGGACAAGAGGAUCAUGCUUGACAUCCAAGUUCUCCACGUGGGUAAGAACGACCUGCUGACUUUCUACGAUGGCGAUGACCUCACAGCCAACAUCCUCGGUCAGUACAGCGGCACGCGGUCGCACUUCAAGCUCUACACGUCUAUGGCCGACGUCACCAUCCAGUUUCAGUCAGAUCCCGCCACCAACAUAUACGGCUACAACAAUGGCUUUGUGGUCCACUUCUUUGAGGUGGCGAGGAACGACACAUGUUCGGAGCUGCCGGAGGUCACCAACGGCUGGAAGAGCACGUCCCACCCCGAUCUGAUCCACGGCACUGUCAUCACCUACCAGUGCUAUCCUGGUUUUGAGCUGGUCGGCUCGGAGAUCCUAAUGUGCCAGUGGGAUCUCACCUGGAGCGGUGAUGUGCCGAGGUGUGAGGAAGUUAUGACGUGUCGGGACCCUGGAAAUGUGGAGCACAGUCGUAAAGUGGUCUCAGGCAGUCGUUUGAUCGUUGGGUCCACGGUACAGUUUAUCUGUAACAAAGGCUACGUCCUGUCCGGCAACAGCCUCCUCACCUGCUACAACCGGGACACAGCCGCACCCAAGUGGAGCGAGAGGCUGCCCAAGUGUGUUCCUGAGAAGUACGAGCCGUGCAGGAACCCCGGCGCUGCCUCCACCAGUGUGCAGAGCUCUGAAAAGGCCUUUUACCAGGCAGGGGAAACGUUGACCUUCUCCUGCCACUCUGGCUACGAGCUGCAGGGUGAGGCCUCCGUCUACUGCAUCCCCGGACACCCGUCCCAGUGGAACAGCACCCCCCCUGCCUGCAGAGCAUCUGCAACCCAGUAUGAGAAUGAACGCAAGCUGGAUGUUGUUAAUAAGGACUAUGCCAUGGAAGGAACCAACAUCGCCCUUGCUGUAUUUAUUCCAACAGCCAUCAUCUUGGUGGCUGUCCUCGGGAUUUACGUCUACUUUGCAAAACUGCAGGGGAAGUCGAUCAGAAUGCCAACGUCCUCUCCACCGUACGACAACAUGACGGAAGAGUCAGCUUUCGACAACCCGUUAUACGAGAGUGGAGUAAGUACAGACGUCAUGAGCAUGCAGGACGUGGAUUCACACAACACCAGUGUGCUGUCCUGA